Salvelinus sp. IW2-2015 is the source of this 3003-nucleotide messenger RNA. RefSeq names its product microphthalmia-associated transcription factor. Gene Ontology annotation, cellular component: nucleus. Lineage: Eukaryota; Metazoa; Chordata; Actinopteri; Salmoniformes; Salmonidae. Gene Ontology annotation, biological process: melanocyte differentiation; regulation of transcription by RNA polymerase II. Gene Ontology annotation, molecular function: DNA-binding transcription factor activity, RNA polymerase II-specific; RNA polymerase II cis-regulatory region sequence-specific DNA binding; protein dimerization activity. The record is from RefSeq and is a predicted model, not a curated record.
UGGAGCAAGACGGGUUUGCGUUUUCAGUGGCUGUUACAGCGAGUGUUUUAGAGAGGUGGCCAUAACACCGUUCGUUUCUUUAUAAUUUGAAAUUGCCAAGAAGUUGACAGCCGCAAGUAUGCAAGCAGAAUCAGGUAUAGUUCCCGACUUCGAGGUGGGAGAAGAGUUUCAAGAGGAACCAAAAACGUAUUACGAGUUGAAGAGUCAGCCCUUGAAAAAAAACAGUAAUCCGUUAGACCAGCAAUGCUCCUCUUCCAAGCCCCCGUUGGGCUCUUCCACCAUGACAUCACGAAUCCUGCUGCGGCAGCAGUUGAUGCGAGAGCAGCUCCAGGAGCAGGAGCGGCGGGAGCAGCAGAGACGUCAGGCCUCCUCCACCUCGCUGCACCACCAGACCACCGACGGCCACAUCCACACCCAGACCUCGGCCAUCAACGUCAGCGCGCCCCCCAGCCUUCCCCCCGCAUCCCAGCUGCCCAUGGAGGUGCUGAAGGUACAGACUCACCUGGAGAACCCCACCAAGUACCACAUCCAGCAGGCCCAGCAGCAGCAGGUGAAGCGCUACCUGGGCAAGCUUGGCUCCCUGCCCUGCCCCAACCAGUCCUCUGACCACAGGGGCAUGGCUCUCGGGCCGGGCAACAGUGCCCCCAACAGCCCCAUGGCCUUACUCACCCUCAACAUCAACUGUGAGAAAGAGAUGGAUGAUGUCAUUGAUGACAUAAUUAGUCUGGAAUCGAGUUAUAACGACGAUAUCCUUGGAUUAAUGGACCCAGGGCUUCAGAUGGCCAAUACGAUCGCUGUUAACACUAACCUCUUGGACAUUUAUGGUAACCAGGGCAUGCCCCAUCCAGGCCUGGCCAUCAACUCCUGCCCUGCCAACCUGCCCAACAUCAAAAGGGAAUACUCAGUUUCCCAAUCUCCGGCCAUCAUGCACAUGCUGGACAAGUCUGGAUCGUGUAGCAAGUUUGAGAACUAUCAAAGGCCUGAAGGAUUUCCUGUAGAAGCAGAGGUCAGGGCAAUGGCAAAGGAACGACAGAAGAAGGAUAACCAUAAUUUGAUUGAGAGAAGACGGAGGUUUAACAUCAACGACCGGAUCAAAGAAUUGGGGACCAUGAUUCCAAAAACAAAUGAUCCGGAUAUGCGUUGGAACAAAGGCACCAUUCUCAAGGCGUCAGUGGACUACAUCAGGAAGCUACAGAGGGAGCAGCAGAGGGCCAAAGAGCUGGAGAACAGGCAGAAGAAGCUGGAGCACGACAAUAGACACCUGAUGCUGCGGAUACAGGAGUUGGAGAUGCAAGCUCGUGCCCAUGGUCUGACUACAGACACAUCUGUCCUCUGCUCAGCUGAGCUCUCAGCCCGAGGCAUCAAGCAGGAGCCAGCCCUGGGAGACUGCCACCAGGAUCUGUACCAUGUCCACCCCCAGCACCAACACCACCCAGCCUGCACUCCAGACCAGGUUCAGUACACCACCUUGGAGCUCAACGAUGGAGCAUCUCCCUACACCAAGGGCCAUAGGGGAGUCUCAGGUGACAUGGGGCCUUACGGCGGUCAUCCUAAGGGGGCCUUGAUGGACAUCCUGAUGGAUGACACCUUGUCCCCUGUGGGAGGGGGAGACCCCCUGCUUUCCUCUGUCUCGCCCGGGGCUUCUAAGGACAGCAGCUGCUCAGGCAGCAAAAGCAUGGAAGAGAACGACCAGAGCUGUUAGCACUCACUGCUGCCCACUCCACUCACCUGCAUCUUUAUCUCCACCCCUUCAACCUGUUCUAUGUUGUGUUGUGUUGAGGCCUCCUCAGACGUCUCCCGUCAGUAGCUAACUUCAGCCAACUGCUGGUUAGUUAGUUCGUUUGUUUUCAGGUGUUUACACAUAUUACAUUUUUCAUAGUUAUUUUUUUUUUUGUUUAUUAUAUGGUAUCAUUGGGUUCUGAAAGCGGUCAAACUGAAUUUUGUUCAGUUUCUCUUAUGUAUUGAUUAUAAAUUACUUUUUAAUAGUUCAUUUUAAUAGAUUAUGCUCUGAUUUUAUCAAUACUUUUAUGACAAUGAGUCAGGGAGCGAUAUCUCACACAUACUGUACCUGUGUAUAGUCAUCAUGGUAUAGGGCAUGCUUAUAAUAGUUAUAAAACCCUGAUUGAUCAGCUUAUUGCUUUAAACAAAAAUGCAAUUCCCUCGAAGUGAAAGCUAAAAAUUGUAGUUUAAUAUAUUGUUGGUGUGUUACACAGUCACACUACUUGCUUUAUAGCAUGUCUAUUCAGCGCAAUAUGACAGAAGCGAUAAUACAUUAUUUUGAUUACUUUUGUUUGUGCUUUACUUUUGUGCUUUUAAACUUGAAUGAGAUAACGUCUUAGUCAGGAGAUUUGUAAACAUUUCACAUAUAGCACAGAACAUAAUGUCAGUCUACCAAUAUUGGUAGAAAUGCAACAUUGAUUUCCAUACAGGCACAUUUGGUUUAUGAAGAUAUUUAUGAUAAUAAGAUUGAAAUGUAUUGCAGCAAAUACUCACUAAGAAGUGUAUCUCUUAGGAGGAAAAAUACAUUUUGUUUUUAACUUGUCCAUUUUCUAAAUUAUUAUUGUUUUGUUGUACACUUAUUAGGAUUUGCCUGUCCAUCCAUUUCGUGUUUUAGAGAUAUUCAGGAUAUUUUUUUCAAUUAUGUGAAUGUUUAUAUUGCUAGGAAUAUAAGGAGAUGUACAUGUAGAAAAUUGUUUAAACACUGGAAUGACGUCCAUAAAUUGAUUUUUUUUUAAAUAUAUAUUUACUAACGAUUAUAUUUAGGUUUUUCAAAUUAUUGAUUGUAGUUAAAACUAUAAGCUGUACUGUUAAUGUAUAUUUCUGCUGUUUAACAACUGUAGGAAAGUACUCAAAUAUGCCUUUGAUAAUAACUAUCUACUGUACAUUACACCACUGUAUUGAGAACAUGGUUACAGUGCACCCUCAAGUCUGUGGAACUAUGCAAUGAUUACAGUCGUGCCUGUUUUACCCAGAAGACAUUAGACACAUUAGGCUGGUCAUAUA